Messenger RNA from Drosophila nasuta, 726 nucleotides. RefSeq lists its product as uncharacterized. The transcript has a single exon. NCBI's taxonomy places the organism in Eukaryota, Metazoa, Arthropoda, Insecta, Diptera, Drosophilidae. The coding region runs from base 1 to 726 and encodes 241 amino acids. The record is from RefSeq and is a predicted model, not a curated record.
AUGUCGCCAAAGGAUCUGUUUUUAAUGCACGCUCAGCAAUCGACAACUAGAAAACGAGCAACUCGUAAACCAAGUUCUGUUCGAACAACAACUACAACUACAACAACAACCACGACUCCCGCACCUGAAACAACAACUGAAGCAGCAGCCGUUAAAACCACAGCUAAGCCCAAAGGCAAGUCUAAGGCCAAGCCCAAGCCUAAAGGUCGCGCUAAGCCAAAGCCCAAGGCCAGGCAGACCAAGGAUCAAGGCAAAGACGCUGUGGAACAGGGCAAGCAGAAUAAAGACCAGACCAAAAACGAUAAGACUCAGAACUGCAAUAAGCCAAAUCAAAAGGGAAAUCGCAAAGCACGUGCCGAAUGCAAACAUGGUCAUCAAAACAGCACAACUCCAAUCAUGGAUACGUCUGGCAAUGAGCAAGUUACUGCAACUACACCAACAGCAACAACUGCUGCGAAUCCUGCAGCUGCUUCAGCUUCUCCAGUUACUGCAGACGCUGUCAAAACAUUGACCACAGCUGCGUUUGUCCCGGAGAGAAGCGAUGAGUCCAACAUGGAAAUGGCUGCCAAUAAGCCAAUCCCAAUCGCUACACUCGUUGAUAAUCCAGCUGCAACUGUCACACUGCUCGAUAAUGGCACUUUUAAGGAGGUUCGAACCAAGGCUGAUCUCAUUGCGCUUGACAGCAUUAAUGGCACCAAUGAUGAUGGCUAUGUUCAGCCCAAAUAA